Zea mays is the source of this 2502-nucleotide messenger RNA. RefSeq lists its product as uncharacterized. Bases 495 to 2315 code for a protein of 606 amino acids. The transcript is spliced from 2 exons. Gene Ontology annotation, biological process: exocytosis. Gene Ontology annotation, molecular function: phosphatidylinositol-4,5-bisphosphate binding. The record is from RefSeq and is a predicted model, not a curated record. Gene Ontology annotation, cellular component: exocyst. NCBI's taxonomy places the organism in Eukaryota, Viridiplantae, Streptophyta, Magnoliopsida, Poales, Poaceae.
CCAAGUGCGAAAGCUCGCUCUGACGCCCUCUGUUUCCGCGGAACGGUCGCGUUUCCCGUUGGAACGGAAUGCCGCAGCCUGUCGUCCUUGACUCCGUCGGGGAGAGGGACGGACGGCGACGGGCAGCUACAGGACGAUCGAGCGACAGACCCGGCACCACGGCAUCCCGUUCCAAUUGCGUCCGCUGACCAUCCCCAUCUCCCCACCGGUGUCCUCCCCUCCCUCCCGUCGCCAUCGCUUCCCUCGGUUGACUUGACUUGUACUGUUCCACACACCUCCAGUGACCUGACAACCACACCGCAAUAAUCGUAUUCAGUUCUUUUUCUCCCUUUUGUACUUUGGGGUUUGGGCCUCUCUUUCUCUUCCCCUGCGAGCCUCUUUCCUCGCUCUUGUCUCCUGGGCGAGUUCUGAAUCUGGGAUCGGCGGUAACGUGGGCGACCGCCGGAGUGGGCGAAGCGCAGCAGCUCUUCGGUGCCGGUGGGAAGGUUCAUAAUAUGAUGGCCGCAGAGUUAGUAAAGCAGUAUUCAAACAUCACUCUGGGAGAAGAUAAUAAGAUAUGUGAUAUUAAACAAGCGCUUAAGGCCUUGAGAAAGAAGAUUCUUAGUUUGGAUUUUGACAACUCCAUGCACGUCCAUGACCCACAGGACUCAUUUGAGUACUUGGAAGUGCUGCGCAAAAUCAAACAACUAUCUGAAAAGUUAAGGACCUUAGACCCUGGUGGGGAAGCCAAACAACUGGAUGAACUCACUGUGUAUGCAUAUGAAAUUUCUGAAAUGGCAAUGGCAAGACUUGAAGAGGAAUUUAUUUAUCUCCUUACACAUUUCAAACAACCAUUAGAACAGGAGGUUCUCUCUUUUCGCUCUACAGAGGAUGGUAGUGUGGAAGACUUUUCAAGCAGUUCAUUUAGUGAGGAACCAUCGGAUGGGAAGGCAACACCGAAUGAUAUCAGUGGAGGACCAGAAUAUUUUGUGCCUGAUUUAAUUCAACCCGGUGCACUCUCUGCUGUCAAGUCCAUUGCUAAAUUCAUGUUCCUGAAUGGCUAUGAUAAGGAGUGUUUACAGGCUUAUAUAAACUCACGGCAGACUGCAAUAGAUGAGUACUUUGGGUCUCUUCGUCUGGAAAAACUCAGUAUAGAGGAGCUUAUGAACACAAGCUGGAAUAAGUUGAAUUCAUUAAUAAAGAGAUGGAACCGGGCAAUGCGUGGUUUUAUUCGAGUAUAUCUUGUAAGUGAGAAACGGCUUAGCAACCAUGUCUUUAGUGAACUUACAGAUUCAACUGCUGACUUGUGCUUCUCUGAGAUUUCAUUCAACUCAGUUGUACAACUUCUGAGCUUUUAUGUAUCUGUAGCAAUUGGACCCCCCAAAACAGAAAAGCUUUUUCGAUUGCUUGAUAUGUAUGAGGUCCUGGAUGAUCUUCUCCCUGAAGUUGAAUCCUUGUUUGAACCAAAGUACGGUGAUAUGAUCCUGAAUGAGUAUCAUGAAGCACUACUGCAACUGGGAGAAUCUGCAAGGAAGACAUUUGCAGAAUUCAAGUGUGCCAUCCAAUCAUACACUUCAUCCAAUGCAGUAGCUCGUGGAGAAGUGCAUCCACUUACAAAGUAUGUUAUGAACUACAUAAAGGCUCUCACUGCAUACAGCAAACCUCUUGAUUCACUUCUCAAGGACACGGAUCGAAGAUGCCUGACUUCUGAUAUUCAGUUGAUGGCAAAUACAUAUCCUAAUUUCACGGCAACAGCUUUGCAUCUACAGUCUGUUACUGCAGUUUUGGAGGCAAAUCUUGAAGCUGGGUCUAGAUUGUACCGAGAUGAUCGACUGCAGAACAUCUUCAUGUUGAACAACACCCACUACAUGGUUCAGAAAGUGAAGAACUCGGAUCUCAAAAGCUUUCUUGGUGAUGACUGGAUCCGGAUUCAUAACAGGAAAUUUCAGCAGCAAGCUAUGAGAUAUGAGAGGGCAUCAUGGAAUAAUGUUCUCUCUUACCUCAGUGAUGAUGGCUUGUGUGCUUCUGGUGAUGCUGCUUCUCGCAAAACCAUCAGGGAGAAGAUAAAAAAUUUCAAUCUGUCCUUUGAAGAGGUUUACCGAGUUCAGACAGCAUGGUCUGUCCCAGAUGACCAACUUCGCGACGACGUCCGGAUUUCAAUAUCACUGAAAGUUAUACAGGCCUAUAGGACCUUCGUGGGAAGAUAUUCAGGCUUUCUUGAUGGCUCAAGGCAUCGAGAUCGUUAUGUAAAGUACAGGGCGGAGGAUCUGGAGACACUUUUGCUAGACCUUUUUGAAGGAACUCAAAAGACACUGCAGCAUUCUUGUCGAGUGUAAGAUUAAACCAGUUCUUGAAGAAGAGAUGCCUCAGUCUUUUCUGGGUUCCUUCUUUGGUUUGUAAUGGACUAAUGGUACUGUUGAAUGAGUAUAGUGAUAUCCUGUUCUGCCAAACUAGAAUGAUUUUGUUAGAGAUAGCAUUCUACUGUUCACGAAACUUUGGUAACGGAGCGUAUAGUUUUCGAUU